Messenger RNA from Podarcis lilfordi (Lilford's wall lizard), 14390 nucleotides. Lineage: Eukaryota; Metazoa; Chordata; Lepidosauria; Squamata; Lacertidae. The record is from the annotation of a GenBank genome assembly.
GCGCGGCGCGCAUGCGCCCUGGUGCGGAAGAGCGAGACGGCGGACUGAGGGGAGGGGGCGGGUGUCGCCGUCGCUUGCUUUGCCGCCGCCGCCGCCGCUUCUGUCAGUUCCGGCUGCUGGGUCGGCUUCGUGAGGAGGAGGCGCCGCUGUUGCCGCUGCCGCCGCCGCCGCCUGAGGAGAACUCGGCCUUCCCGCGACGGCACCAGGGGCUCCCGGCGGUCCUCCCCUCCCCCAGUCUCGCCGGCCAUGGCCCGGGACUACGACCACCUCUUCAAGCUCCUCAUCAUCGGCGACAGCGGUGAGGCAGGGUGGGGGAGGGGGAGAGGAGGGGGCGGGGCGGGGCGGGGAGAGGUAGGGUAGGAAGUUCGGCCCGGCCCGCGCGGAGGGAGGGGAGCGGAAGAGCCUCGAAGGAAGGAAAAGCGGGGAGGAGGAUAUGUGAGGCGGAAGAGCCGGGGGGGGCAGCAUCAGCCUUGGGGAGAGUGGGGAAGUCAGGGAGGGGGAGAGGGGGUUUAUCUAUUGCAUUGCAUUUUGUAUACCGCCUUUUUUCUCCAAGGAACUCAAGGUGGCGUGCGUAACUUCUCCCCACUUUAUCCUCACAACAACCCCCUGAGGUAGGCUAGCCUGAGAGGGAGCGUGCCUGGCCCAAGGUCAUCCAGUGAGCUUCAUGGUGGCCGAGUAGGGAUUUGAUCCCCAAGGGGUGGGGGAAGUGAGAAGAAUAAUAUCUGUUUACCCCUUCCCCCUGUUCAUUUUCUGUUUAUUAAUGUAUGUAUCUGUACCCUGGAGCUUUUAAGAGUCUUGUUUGUAAGGUGCAGGGAGGGGGAGGGAACCCAUGUUUCUUUGAGGAAGCAGGGUGACUCUAGAGCUAGUGUUUCCUAGUGGUUAGAGCACUCUGAAUGCUGUUGGACUACAGCUCCCAUCAACCCCAUCCAGCAAGGCCAGUGAUCAGCAAGGGUGGGAGAUGUAAAACAUCUGGAGAACCAAAGUUUCCCAUCCCUGGGACAGAACACAGUAUAAGUAACAAUGAGCUAGUAUAGUAGGAAUACAGUAGUUGGCCACGAUUGAUAGGAGUUGUAGUUCAACAACAUCUGGAGGGUGCCAGGUUGGCUACGGCUGGGCUAGGACCUGAGGUGGUCAGGUUUCAAAUCCCCUGUUCAGUCAGGGUGAGACUCAAUCAGUGACCUUGGGUCAGUCACUGUACCUCUCAGCCUGACCUACCUUGCAAGGUUGUUGUAAGGAUAAACUGCUGGGGGGUGGGAAGGUACAAACUCCAACUUGAGUUCCUUGGAUGAAAAGUUGGAUAUAAAUGUUGGUAAUUAAUUAAUAAAGAAAAUGGAAUGGGAAGAGCUAGCCUGUGGAAGAUUGGAGGGGGCAUGUCAGAGAAAUGAAUGUAUAUUUCUACUGCAAAACAAUAUUCUAUUUAUGUAUGUGUGUAUUUCUUGGAGCUCUUGUUUGGAAUGUCAAGGAGAGGUAGCAGAGUAUUUCCUUGUAAAGCAGUGGUAUAUUAUUAUUAUUAUUAUUAUUAUUAUGCUUAUUCUGUUCCUCCUUUAUGUUGUUUGUUUCUAAGCAAAGGGCAGGUAAUCACAAUACAAAAAUACAGUACAGUAUUAGAAUCAGUUAAAACAGUUGCCUCCUUCUUGGGCUGUUCUAACUCCUCAGCCCCUCUCUGUGGGCUCUGCUGCCUAGUAAACAGAGGUCUGAAGGACAAUGCUAGGGAAGCCCAAGGAUGAGGGCAGGCAAUGCUACUCAAAUAAUCUUGGCACCCUAGAGGGAACCAUACUAUUUCUUUUCCUGAUACCAGACUUGAUUAUUUUUAUGAGAAACUUUUGUAAGUUGCUUUGAGAGCUGCUCAGGCCCAUAAAGCAGAAUAUAAGUAUUGUAAAUAAAUAAACGUUACAUUUUUAUAUCCCACCUUUUCCCCCAAGGAGGUCACUGUGGCAUGCAUAUUUAUCUCUUGUCUGCUGUAUUCUCACAGCAAUCUUGUGAGGUAGCUUAGACAAAGUGACCUGCCCUAUGUCACUUAGUGGGUGAAUGAAGACUUGGAGCUCUGAUAUCUCUUGUAUUUGACUGUCUAAUCCCAAUGUGGCAUCCUCCAGAUGUUUUGGACUACAACUCCCAUCAGCCCAAGACAGCAUAUCCAAUGGUAGAGGAUGAUAGGAGUUGUAGACCAAAACAUUUGAAGGGCACAUUGUUGACUAUCCCUGGACCACUACACCACACAGACUCUGGUUACCUCGUGCAUGGUCUUGUUGUAAUACUUGUAACAGUUUUGAAAGGUAAGUCAGUGGUAUCUCCAAGUUGCAAGUCUGAAAGAGAGGAAACAGCUUGCCUUAGGUUACCUAGUGUGUUUGUGGUAGAGGAUACAUUCUGAACCAAGAGCUUCCUGAUUUGUAAAUGAGGUUUCAGUCCUAUGAUUACUUUCCUCUGAGAAAGACCCUUCAAAAACAGUGGGGCAUGUAUGAGUAAACUGCUGGGCUACAACUCUCUUAGACGCUAUGCCAUGCCAGCUGUCUGCAUGUUGUCGAACAUCUCAUGGGUGAAAACAAGGAUACUUGAACACAGGUGUAGUUCAAGACAGGUUUUCACUGGGUUCAUCCCCACUUGCCACUGGUGAGAAGUCUACUGCAUAGCUUGCGCCAGUUGUGCUCUUAACCCUCAGCAUACUUUCAAGGCUUGUGGUGAGAAUAAAAUAGGCGCAGGGGAGACUGUUAUUUAUUAUGCCCUGAGCUUCUUGGAGAGAGAGGGUAGAUUUGAAUGUGAGGAAUAAUAAUGAAUGAAAGACUGUAAAGUAUUUUGCAGAUUUUAAAAAAAGUAUCUUAUAGAUGUUAUAAGAGGAGACCGAGUAACUGGAAAUAAGAAGUAAAUUUUAAAUAUGCUUCCUCCUAAUCUCCAUGGCCACCAAACAUUUACCCAAAGGUUAGAAUCGCCUACGCGUUGUCAUUUCUAUUCAUGGAGCACCAUUCAUAUACAUGACACCUUAGAGUGUGGUUUGCAAAAAGGAUAGGUCUCUGUCCCAGCUAGAUUGCAUUUUAAAUGCUGAAAUGGUGGAGAGUUUGGAGGACAAGCACAGGUGACAAGGUCCAAGUACUGGCAGCGAUGUUACAUGUAAUUUGGCUUAAUAUCGAUUGUUUCCUGCCCUUCCUCCCAAAGAGCUUAGAGUAGUGGCCUCACAAUAAUUGAGCUGAGCAGGUUAGAUGGAAAGGGAAUUAUUUCCUCUGUGAGUUUCAAAACUGAAUGUGGAUUUGAGCACCGGCUUCCCAAGCAAGCAACCCUUCAACCACAACUAGUUUAAAAACCAGGAAGGUGUUGCCCUUCCUCUGAACUAUUUUCAGUUUGGUGGUCCUUCAGAGAAAGGACAUUCUAUAAAAAUGGAACAGCCUAUGAGAAUUCUCUCUCUAAUGAUUGCACAACAUACAGUUUGCAUUGUGAAUGUGAGGUACCUGGUUGAUGGGAUGGGGAAGGAAGCAACUGUGAAAUGUAGGUGUUUAGAUUUGUAGGCCAUCCUAUGAGAGCUUAGAGACCUCCGGUGUUGGUUAAUUAAAAGCAAUUCUCUGUUCCCAGAGCUAACAUUUGUAAGAGCUGUUUUACAUUUCCCCGUUCCUUUUGUGUCUAGUCUUACUUAGACUGUAAACCCAAGGGCAGAGCCUGCUUCCCUUUUCUUCUUCUUUUGCAUACAGUUUAUAAAUGCCUCUAGAAAACAUUUUGAGGAUUUAAUAUUAGCAAUAGUAGCUGUGUAUGAGCCAGAAAAUGCUCCUUUGCAAUCUCACCUCAACCACAAACUCACUAGGGGGCUAGAGGCAAGAUUAUAUUAUUUCAGCCCACUCCUCACCUGCAGUAUACAGAUAAUACUAGCCUACCUCCUCAGAUAGUUGUUGGGAUUACUGAGAUAAUGUACAUGAAAGGUUUUGAAUGCUUGACAUGUGCUGUGUAAAAUGCUUCACGCUGUUUAAUUCAUACAUGAAAAUGCUGCCUGUGUAGGGAAUGCAUAAUGUAUGAAGUGGCACUAAUCUGUGCAAGUUUUCCAUCUGCUCCCUUGGCUCUGCUGUGGGAGAUCGUUCUGCAGUUUACAGUUUAGCUACUCUUCAUCCAUUUUCUGCUCUAAGAUGUCUUAAAAACUGGUGCAUUCUAGAUGACCAGUUACCAAAUGGUAGCUUAGCACAGAGCCCAUGCAACACUGUAGUAAAACAGUUGUCUGUACUGCCCCGCCAAGCACUGGAACGCUAUAAUAACAGCAUCUGGCAUUUCCAGUUACAAAAGGAUCAGACAGUGGGUGAUGACAACAUACCUCUGAGAGCCACUGCCAGCUAUUAUUAUUAUUAUUAUUAUUAGAAUUUAUAUACCUCCCUAUAUCUGGAGGUCUCAGGGUGGUUCACAGAAUAAAAUCAAAAUACAAAACCACAAAAUACAUAAUAAAAAUAAAAACAACCCAAUAAUCCCCCCCCAAAACCCCAAAUUUUAAAAGGGCAAAGGCCUGGUUGGGAUAGACCAUUCUGGGCUAGAUCAGCUAAUGGUCUGACAGGAUAAGGCAGCUUCAUAUGCCCAUGUUCAUUUUUUCCAGGCUUCUGCACUCACUCAAAAAAUUGAAAGAUGACAGAAAAGCAGGAGGCUUCUCUUCGGUGCUUGCAGGGGCUUUUCAGGGGUGGCUCCUUGCAUGCGAGACUCCCUCCACGAUGAAGUGCAUCUGGCCUCAGUUCUUUGCCCGUUAGUUAAGACAUAACGUUUUUUCGCGGACCGUUUGGGGACUCAAUGAGACAAAUGAAUUAGUUGUUGCUGCUAUUAGUAAUUGUUGUUUAGUGAUUUUUUAUGAAUGGUGGUGGUUUGAAGGAUUGUGUUAUGGAUUUUAUGUACUAUUAUCUUAUUUGAUUUUAUUGUAAACUUCCCCCGCCCCCAUGGCUUGUGCAAAGGGUGGUAUGACUGGCUUCCCAAAUCAUUACAGGUACAGUGGUUAGGUAGUAUUCAGUGGUUGGUCAUCAUCUGGCUAAAUGUAAUCCAGUAUCAGAAAUUCCAUUUAAUCCCAAUUAGGUAAAAACAAAAGGUGUACCAUUUAAUCCCAGUAUUAAUGUUACCAGUUCUCUUGAAAAAAUGGUAGUGAGAGUCUGUAUGCUGCUUGUCCUAGUCCACAGAAACUAUACACUUCUUAUCUUGUUUAUCCUUUGCAAUCGAUCCUGUAAGGGGUAAACCUUCUGAACCAGAAAAGGUAACAUGGAGAGAUUUCCAUGAUAUAAUAAGGACUCGUUUGUGGUUCCUGCAUGAACUAUAGCAGCUAUUCUUCCUGUCCCUUCCCACCCCUAGUAAUGCUGUUCAUUUAUUCAUUUAGAAUGUUUUUUUGCAUUGUUCUUCAAGACUGCAGUCUUGCCAAGGUAGCUUAUAAAUAGAAAAUAGUAUAUAUAACAAAACUUUAAUUACAAGAGUUAAAAUGAAUCAUUCAUUGAGCCUCUGUCCUGAGUUCUUCACUUUUUUCUUGUUUGUUGGCAACAUAUAACGUCAUUAAGAACCAGCUCAUAUAAUGAUAUCCUAGUGGCCCCUUCCCAUGGCUUUUUAGCCAACCAUUAUUCAUAGACACCACCUAGUUCCCUCCCUUAUCUGGCACCUGCAGAGGACUCAAAGUUAGAGAUGAGAUCUGCUCAUUGUGUUGGAGGCUUGUAGGAUGUAGGGGAUUGGUAGAAUCUGUCCUGCUGCUUAAGAAGGACUCCUGUUUCUUAAUCUUCUCCGAACUGUAGCCAAAUAAGAGUAUGUGAUGAUCUGUGUUACCUGCUCACCAGAAAACCCAAAGCAUUUGCCUCUAGUAAGCAGAUUUGGGGACACCUAAGAGAUAAAUAGAUACCGCUCCGACGGGAAGGUAAACGGCAUUUCCAUGAGCUGCUCUGGUUCGCCAGAAGCAACUUAGUCAUGCUGGCCAUGUCUGUGGACAAACGCCAGCUCCCUCGGCCUAUAGAGCGAGAUGAGCGCGCAACCCCAGAGUCAUCCGCGACUGGACCUAACGGUCAGGGGUACCUUUACCUUUACAUGUAAGAGUCCCAGAUAUGUGAAGCUACUGUUGCUAGAUGUAGCCAACGAAAAGAGCAUUACAUGCUUUGUGUUCUAAAGUGGUUGAAAUACAACAUAAAAUACACUACUCUGGUUCAGUUUGCAUCCUUGAGCAUUCCCUCUUUUCUCUUUCAGGUGUUGGCAAGAGCAGUUUGCUGUUACGUUUUGCAGACAACACUUUUUCAGGUAAGCUGGGCCCAGAACAACUCCAGAGGAGCCUUCCAUCCAAGGAGCUCCAGAAUGCUUCUAUUCACACUCAAGGAGAAGAGAAGGGGCUUGAAGGCAGGGAAGCCAGUGGCAAGUCACCCUUGCUCAUCACCCUAGAUCCUGGGGAUAACAGGUCAUGUGGGGCAAGGAUGCACCCCUUCAUUUGCCCAUAUAUACUCACAGAACUAAUAAUAAUAAUAAAUAUCUCGACUUCUUAGCUGCUUGUUACUUGAAGGUCUCCAAGCGACUUGCAACACAUUUCAAACAUAUAUAUGUAAAAGUCCUGAAUGUCAUGAUUUAAAGUCUUUUAGGGAGAAGGUUUCUGUUCAAAAUAGUGCAUGAGCUCAACACAAUUUUCUUCUCCCUGUUACAUGCUCUUGGGUUUGCAGUCUUUAUUUCUGCAAAUAUAAAGUUUUAUUUUCAUUCUUCAGGGUUUGAAGCUUGAAUGUUUUCUGGUGAGAAAACAGGGCCCUCCCUUUCGUUGGCCGUUGAAGUUCUGUAUGUACAGCUGAGCUUAUUAGCUUGACUGCUUCUUGUUUGUGCUGCUUCCCUCAACAGGCAGCUACAUCACCACAAUUGGAGUAGACUUCAAAAUCCGAACAGUUGAGAUUAAUGGAGAAAAGGUCAAGCUGCAGAUCUGGGAUACUGCUGGACAGGAGCGCUUCCGGACCAUCACGUCUACGUGAGUUUAUUUUAGUAGGAUUGUCAGUUGACCCAAGGACUUGAUUUCAUCCUGACUUUUAAUAAUUAGUUGCUUAAAUAAGUUUGCAUAUUAUUAGCUAAGGUGCCUUUCCACAAUACCAGAGGAAGUAUAUGAGAACUUGCCGCCUAAUAAACACACGGUACUAUAACAACAAUAACGGUAAUAUUUAUUUUUAUUGCUGCUACUACCUAGCUUUUCUGCCAAGAUUGUCUUCCAAAGCAUUUGACAGUUAAGAUCCACAGAAAGGUAUAUUAUAAGGGUAUGAGGAUUCUGUGAUUCUACUCCAGAGGUGGCUAACCUGUGGCCUAUGAGAUGUUGCUGUGCUGUGUGGUGGUUAGACCAAGGUUAGCCAAUGUGAUGCCCUCCAGAUUCUUUGGACUCCAACUCCCAUCAUCCUUGACCAUUGGUCCUGCUGGGUGGGGCUGAUGGGAGUUUGGAACUCAACAUCAUCUAGAGCAGUGUUUCUCAACCUGUGGGUCCCCAGAUGUUGUUGGACUACAACUCCCAUAAUUCCUAGACAGCAUGACCAGUGGUCAGAGAUGAUGGGAGUUGUAGUGCAACAACAUCUGGGGACCCACAUGUUGAGAACCGAUGAUCUAGAAGGUUGCCAGUUCCUUACCCCUCCCUACAUGAUCUAAUGUUAAGAGUAUAGGCUGGAAUCGCAGCUUGGUAGGAGGGUUGUCUUUCUGUUGGUCCCAGUUCCUUUUUGCACUGGUAGGAAAAUGAGAAAAAAAUCUUGUUCUGUUCUUGAGGAUGUCAUCAUAGCAUUCUGGCAGGACUUGCUCACAAAAAUAAACGUGUGGCUAGCUGCAAAUAGGCAUAUGCUUGAGAAGAAGAAGUGCCCUACAGAAGUAAUUUGGAUGACUUGAGUCCAGAUUCUGUGGGUAUUUUGAAUGGGGAUUAUUUGCCUGCCAGCUUUUAGUCUUUAAAAUCCUGUUGUCUCAAGUGGGUUGUUUACUAUAGAGCAAGGAAGGGUGUACUGCCACCUCAUGACUUGAACCAGUUCAGUAGUCCUACCCUCCCCCCCCAAGGAAUCCUGGGAAGUGUGUAAGGCAGAUAAGGAUCACUGACAGAAAAUCCCCAGCACCUUUUGCAAACUACAGUUCCCAGGAUUCUUUGAGGUAAACCAUGGCAGUUAGUGGCAUUAAACCAAUAUAAGUUUGCAGUGUUGAUAAGCCUUUAAUGCGUAGUGUGUAUACAAGAUGGUGGCUUUUCUUCAACCAAUGGGUGCUUUAAAAAAUAUUGGCUGAAGGGCUUUGCACUGCCCAGAACACAGGAGACAUGCUUGUUCACAGAACAGGAGCAAAUCAGGGCAGGAAAUCAGCUUUGCUUUAUUAGGCUGAUUCCAUGUCUGCUGUUUUUUCAGGGCAGAGGAAGAGGUUAAUGUUGUCAUGUUACUUAGAUCAUAAAAUGAGAUUUGCAGAUGAAAUUCAUGUUACAUAAAGCGUAUCUGCAGGGGAAAUCAAUUAUUGUUCAAAUACAAAUAUUUUGGAAAUGAGACAAAUGCAUGUCUUAACUAGACGUUAUACCUUGAGGUGCAGUGGGGGUCUCCCCAAUUUAUAUGAAAGCCUGUUUGGAAACUGCUGUCUUGCAUUUCUUUAUUGCUGCAGGAAGUAGUAUGAGCAGCAAGCUUUGAGCAUGCUGCUUGAACUGGCCCCCGACUUCCUUCAAGUCCUGAGGCAUAUCCUCUGAGGGUUGUGCUGCGUGGGCCAGAUUCAUACAGGAAAAUGUGUUGGGGGUAAAACAGCCAGGCACUGCAGAAUAUCUGGUAAAUGGGCAGUGUGGGUCAGCUGCAACAUGUCUCACUGGUGCUGUGUCAGCAGAGCUCUUCCUGUGUGUGAUUGUGUGAGUGUGCAUGUGUGUGUGCGCGCACGCGCAAACACACCACAUUGUGACUUGGACUUAGGGCUCUUUUGGAAUUGAACCAGUACCCUGUGUGGAAUACCCAGAAGAAGAUGUCGGGUGCAAACAUGAAAAGUUGCUGAAUGCCUUUGCCCCUAAUCCACUUGGUAAAUAAAGGGCGACGCCCAGGACUGGGUGUGUGCACUCAAGUUCCCCAGAAUUGCACAGGGAAGCCAUCCAGUGUGGUAUUCAGUUCCCUCAGAAUCUCAGCUUUUUGCGUAAAGACCGGGUUGAGCAAGGGGAAAUCUCAGAAGCCAGAGGAAAUGCUGAACAAGACAUUGCAGGAUCAGAGGGUGGGGCUUCAGGGCUCUGUGCGUCACUUGGCCCCUCCCAGUGACAUGCAAGCUCAGCCAAAAUAAUGCACAUGAGCAGAGUUCAGGUUGCAGCAUUUAGUUGGUAUUGUUCCAGGAUUUGUGUGCACUCAUGUAUCUGUGUGUUGCACCCUGAAGAGGGACUGAAGGUUUGUGCGGUACAUUUGCUGAUUUACAAUUGUCUAGUUCUGUGUUUUGUUAUUCUAUUUGCUACAACAAAGAAACAUAGUUGUCUGGUCCAGUUGAUGUUCUUAAGGCUGUAUCUGGUAAAUUCUACUGAAAUGGAACCAAGGGAGUGUGCAGGGUGACUUCAGGUGACCAGUCCAGAUGCUGUUUAAUGCACAAUAAGCUUAUUAACAUGUAAAAGCCGACUUCUAUUCCUACCCUUGUCCCCCAUUGUGCCACUUGCUUGGUGGUAAGGCUGCCUACAAGUUGCUCUUGCUUAUACUACACCUUCUAAUGUUCAUGGCAGCAAAUAAACAGGUCCCUGCCCAAAGGUGCUUACAAACCAUCUUUUAGCACAUCAGGUUGACUUACACACCAGUUGAGACUAUUAGUUUAUCUGGUAGUGGAUUGUCUUCCUCCAGGGUGGGGAACCUUUGACCCUGCGAAUGUUGUUGGGUUGCAGUUCCUGUCAGCCCUGACUAUUGGCCAUGCUGGCUGGGGCUCAUAGGAUAUGUGGUUCAGCAUUAUCUGGAGGGCUAAAGGUUUCCCCAUCCUGGUCUAUACUGACUGACAGGCAGAGAAUUUUUUCCCACCUGGACAUGUUGGGGUUUGCAACUGGGACCUUCUGCGUGCCAAGCCUUAAUGUUGAACUGUGGUCCCUUCCCCACAAAAUAGCAGCUGUGAAUGCCACAAUCAUUCCACCAAAAAAGCUGUCCAUCAAAUCUUUCCAUGGGCCUUGCAUGUCUCAGUGCUGUUGGAUUCCUAUCAUGCUCGGAAACUUCCUACCCAAGUAUGGCUUGCUGGCUGGUAACAUUACUGGUUCAGCCAACAUCGUUCCUUCUGUAACAUCUUCCUCUUGUGUUCAUCUCUCUUUCCUGAAUUUCUAAUCCAUUUCAAGCUCAUGGUGACAGCAGUUGUCCAUGGCUCACAGAGUCUUCUCCAUGGUAAUCUGAGAUUCUGAACCAUCUCUGCCAACACUGCAUCCCACAGAAUCUUGCUUCCACUUCCUGCAUCAUGUGCUUCCCCCACAGUGCUGAAGCCCAGGCAGCCUAUCAUUGUCUGUUUGUGUGGUUCCCCUCUCCCCACUUCAAAAGCUCCAGUUUUUGCCCUUCUGUUUCUAUCACAGUUUCUAUUUGCCCAGUCCAAGCAGUGAAGGGCAGCCCCAAGACCUUCACAGCCAUAUUGCUUGCUUCAGGUAUACUGGUGUUUCUCUCCCCUCGCCACUCCCCUGAUAAGCAAGCAUGUGAAGCAUCUCAAAGUGUCACAGACACAUGCCUUAACACACCUCUUUCUCUCCUCAGGUACUACAGAGGGACACAUGGGGUUAUUGUGGUUUAUGAUGUUACGAGCGCUGAGUCCUUCGUGAACGUCAAGCGGUGGUUGCAUGAAAUAAACCAGAAUUGCGACGAUGUGUGCCGGAUAUUAGGUAAGCUGCCUGGUUUGAGCAGCCUUUGAGUCAUGUUACUGUGGCCAGCUGAUGGCUGAUUCAUAGGACUGCACUUUCCCAUGGUAGCUAAAGAAUCCUAGUGGCAGAUUGAGCUGUGAACCAGCUUAAAUUUCUCAGUUUAAGUCCCAGUUGAUGUCUCACCUCAGCCAUGAGCUUUUCAGGUGGUCUUAUGCAAGCAAGAUUCUGACUCUCGGCCUCUGUCUAUCCCCCACCCCAACCUACAACGUGGGCAUCAUCACAUGGCUCUACCUCAUAAGGCUGUUGUCCAAAUUACUGAGAAUGUGAAGGGUUUGAUCACCUUGAAGAGCUGUAUAAAUGCUAAAUAUGACUUCUUGGUACUUGCAGUUGGUAAUAAGAACGAUGACCCAGAACGGAAAGUGGUGGAGACGGAAGACGCCUAUAAAUUUGCUGGGCAGAUGGGGAUCCAACUGUUUGAGACCAGCGCCAAAGAGAACAUUAAUGUGGAAGAAGUAAGUGAUAACCAAGGAAAAGAUGGGGGGGGGCCUUACAUUUAAUCCCACAGGGGACAUGUUGCUUCUGAUGAGCACGUUGCUGAUCCCUUGACUGUUCUAGGCUACAUACCAAGGAAGGCGUUGACAUGGUUGUGAAGAAACCAUCCCUUUCUCUGCAGAGUGCCUGAUAUGUAGGAAGUAGAAAGCAAUAGACUUGCUUCUGGAGGCUGGUGAAGAGAGUCCUUUGGCAUAACCAGCGGGGCCGAUGGUCAGGGGGAUGGGAGUUGCAGCCCUACAGCAUGUGAAAGGCCACAUAUUUGCUUUCCUUACCUUGGGGGCUGAUGGGAGUUGUGGUUCAAAAGUUACCACUUAUUCUGGUCCCCUCCCCAUUUAGUAUCCUUAAGGCUUUUAUCCAGAACCACGUCACUUGCCCCUCGCAGCUCUUUUAAAGCAGGGAUAGGGAACCCGUGGCCUUCCAGUGGUGUUGGACUACACCUCCCCUUGUCUCCCUUGACCAUUGGCCUGGUGCUGGGGCUGAUGGGAAUCUGCCAACAUCUGGAGCUUCUGCAUCCCUGUUCUUAAAGCUUGUUCAAUAGCACCCCUCAGUUUGUGUUAAGCAGGGACAACAUUGUUCAGCUGCCAUUCUGAACAAGAGGGGCAAGAGCGGUGAGGAGCUCGGGACGGAACAUGUGAUCCCAUUAUCCAAGCUCUUAACUCUAGUUAGUGGCCAGCUAACAUAAUGUCUUCAGUGCCCCUGAUUCUAGAACUGGCCACUUCUGGUGUAGCCAGAGACUGCUGCUGGUCUGCUUUCCGGCGUGUUGCUUAUUGUUGUUCAGAGUUCUCCACUCUCAUCUUGCAUUUUUCUUUUUCAGAUGUUCAACUGCAUCACAGAGUUGGUUCUGCGAGCCAAAAAAGACAACCUAGCAAAGCAGCAGCAGCAGCAACAGAACGAUGUGGUGAAGCUAACAAAGAACAGUAAACGGAAGAAGGCCCGGUGUUGCUAAUGCCCUUUUCUUUUGCGGCAGAGACUGCACCCUCAGACAGCUCAGCCCUUCCAGCCAGAUGCAGGCGGCGAUUCCACUGGGCUAGGCCACGGGAGGACUCUUCCCUGCCCCCCGCACACCCCUCAGUUUGUGCCGUUAUUUAAAUGAGUUCUCUCCACGUUUUUUUUCGGUCAGGAGGCACCUUACCACAAUAGUGCCAAGGAGGUAUUGGAUGGAGGUGAUUCUGCCCCCUCUUUCCUACCUUAUUCCCCCCUCCCCAAGAACAUCUUGUAGACAAAAAUGACUUUGCCUACCAAGUGGACUUUUGAUCUCAAGAGUUUUGUACAUAAUGUAUAUUGUGCUUUAACCAGCUGCGCCUCCCUCGUUGUCGCUUCUGCCUUCUUAAUUAUCGACCAAUCAUGACUUCUUCAGAGUUCACCAUUUUUUCUCUCCCUCCAAAAAGUACAGUACAAUGUCCUUAAGUGAAGCUGCCCCUUGUUGGCAUUCAUUCCUCUUCAGCCUUUGUUAACCUUCAGGCUAGGAUGGAGGCCUUAGCUACUUUUUCAGGCUGUGUGGGCAACCUUCUGAGAUUCCUUUUCCCCCAGACUCCAGAAUAGCCAAUGUUGCUGGAGCUUUGUCACUUCUUGGAAUAGCUGUGCUCUCUUUCUUCUCCACACUCCCUGGCAGGGGGUGAGAGAGGCUUCCCCCACCCCCAUCCCAAUUUAACUUCUCUGGCCAGUUAAAAUGAAAUCUUUGGCAAUUAGAUGUGAGACUUAAAACUAGUAUUAUCCCCACCCCGGUGGAAUCUCUCUCCCAUAACAUCCUUAAGAGCUACCAAAGUGUAAAUCUGUCAAAAACUAUUCCCCACACCUGCCCUCAUCAUUCUGCACACAGUUACACGAUGUGCAUUUUUCAAAAGUGCAUUUCUGGCUGCCAACAUUCUCUGUGGCUCUUGCUUUGUUCCCUUCUCCCACAAAUUAAGAGCUGAAGGGGUAUCUGGCUCUUCCAAAUGGUGCUUGCACCCAACAGGUGUCAACAGGCUAUUUUCUGUGUCCUUUAUCAGACCAGAGGUGGUCUCUUAGGUAUUGGAUGGGGCUUCUUGCUGUGGUUUGUGCAGUUUUGACUGGAUUUCUGAUCUGGUUAUGCUGAAAGUAAAAGGAUUCCCCCCCCCCCCGUUCUUUUUUUAAUGGGCUUUAGGAGGGAAAUAACCAGAGGCUUACCUCCUCAUUGUUUAAAAAUGAGCUCACCUAGCAUAUUAAGAUGGCUCAGGCUAUAGGAGAGCACAUGUUUUUCUACCAAAAUGAUUCCUUCCUCCCCCUGAAUAUGAAAUUGAUAGGAUGCUCUCCAGCGUCACUGACCCUUUGGACAUUGAAUUAUGCAAGAAGGGCUAAGUUGAAAACCCUUAUUAUUUUGCUUGCCUUGAAUAACAAAAAUCAACAAUUAUGGUUGUACAAAGCCCUCGUGCAAUCGCAUUGCAAGUAGUCUGACUCUGCAGGCUUUUCCCACGCAAGCGGCGAAUGUGACAGGUUUCGGCCGGUGAAAUUGUUCUCAAAGACAACAUCCAUCCCAGCUGCCCAUCUUCCACAGCUGUCUGCUCUGUGCGUCUCUUGUAAGUUAACUUCUCACUAAUUCCAGAAUUGAGAAUGUGAGCUGAGCAAACCAAUUGGGAAGGAAUGGCUAGCGUUAAGAGGCCCGUAGAAAAUGGUGGAACGUGCUGGUGUCUUGGUUUGGAACUCACGGGCUGAAGCAACGGUGGAUCCUCAUUGUGUGACAGGGAGGGGGGAUGGCUCUCAUAUUGCAGUGGUCUUUUGUGAAAGGGGGGGGCGUGGGUGUGAGCUUUGCCAAUGCAACAGUCCCGGUUUCCGAUGUUGAAGCAUGGGAUGCUUUUCCCAAGGAUGCCGUUAGCAGCACCUCUCCCGGUUCUUGUCUUUGCUCAGUGCUGCUGCAUAAGCUCCAGUCGUUAAAGGAGGCUUCACGGUGGUAGAUUUACUUGGUGGACAGUGCUAGUGGGUGGUGCCUGUGGAGUAUUAAAUGGGGUGGGGGUGGGGAGAGCUGCGUUUUUAGCGGUGCUGAUGUCAAGCGGUGGAAUGUCUAACUGGUUUGCUAGGACUAUUUCUGUAUAUUGAAACUUUCUAAUUAUGCUUUUUAAAUAAUUUUAAAAAACUAAAAAUAAAGGUGCCAAGCUGCCAAAUCUUC